Messenger RNA from Aureobasidium subglaciale EXF-2481, 2433 nucleotides. RefSeq lists its product as uncharacterized. The coding region runs from base 1 to 2433 and encodes 810 amino acids. The record is from RefSeq and is a predicted model, not a curated record. The transcript is spliced from 2 exons. Gene Ontology annotation, molecular function: mRNA binding. Gene Ontology annotation, cellular component: cytoplasmic stress granule. NCBI's taxonomy places the organism in Eukaryota, Fungi, Ascomycota, Dothideomycetes, Dothideales, Saccotheciaceae. Gene Ontology annotation, biological process: mRNA splicing, via spliceosome.
AUGCAAGUGUCGGAAGCUCCCUCAGGCCAGCCCAAGUUCCAUCGGCCAUCCCACAACGACAACCUGGGCUUCUCUCACAGCGCCUUCACCACCAACCAGCCCUCUAUUUCUAGCUACUCGGACCGUCACCGAACAAACAUCCCCUCCAUAAACACUGGCCGCAUGUCCAACAUGAACUCCCAGCCUGAGCAGACGCCUGGCACUGCCCUCGACAUGAACUUCACUCCUCUUCUUCCUUCCAACCUCUUGAUUGGCAGCCCUUUCCAGCCUCAGUCGCCAUCGGCCUUUGCUUCUCCAGGCUUCAAUAGCUUCUCCAGCUUCCCUCAGCAGCCUCAGCGUCAGCAGCAGCACAACCAGUACCAGAGCCACCAGAACCAGGCCAUGUCCAUGUCUCCCCCUAUGUACGGCGGCAUGAUGUCGCCUCCUCAGAUGCACGCUCAGAUGUACCAAGGACCUCAGUCUCCCACCCUUGGCUACAACCCCCUGAACAGCCAGUCGCUCAAUGGCCUGUCGACUGCUCCUCUGGGUAUUGCUCCUGGCUUGAUGUCGAGCUCUAGCAGAACCGUCUAUCUCGGAAACAUACCUUCGGACACAUCUGCCGAAGAAAUUCUCAGCCACGUCCGUAGCGGCCAGAUUGAGUCGGUCCGUCUUUUGCCCGACAAGAACUGUGCCUUCAUCUCCUUCCUCGAUGGAAGCUCGGCCACACACUUCCACUCGGACGCCAUCUUGAAGAAGCUGUGCAUCAAGGGUCAGGACAUCAAGAUUGGUUGGGGCAAGCCCUCUUCGGUCCCUACUUCGGUCGCUCUUGCUGUUCAGCAGUCAGGCGCAUCUCGCAAUGUCUACCUUGGCAACCUGCCAGAAGAAGUCUCUGAGGAUGAGCUGAGAGAAGACCUUUCCAAGUACGGUCCCAUCGACACGGUCAAGAUUGUCAGAGAAAAGGCUAUCGGUUUCGUUCACUUCCUCUCCAUUGGUAACGCUAUCAAGGCCGUCUCUCAAUUGCCCCAAGAGCUCAAAUGGCAGCCUCCGCGACGCGUAUACUACGGCAAGGACCGUUGCGCUUAUGUUUCAAAGACACAACAGCAGAACGCUGCUCAAUAUCUUGGAAUCGCUCCCGGUUAUGCACACGUCCUAAACAAUGCUGAUCGCGAUCUCAUCUCAAAUGCUUUGGCUCAGCAAUCCGUUGCUGCUGCUGCCGUCGCAACCACUGCUGGUGGUGUCAACAACUUGGGCAACCGCACUGUAUACCUGGGUAACAUUCACCCCGAGACUACUAUCGAGGAGAUUUGCAAUGUCGUCAGAGGUGGUCUUUUGCACCACAUCCGUUACAUUCCCGACAAGCACAUUUGCUUCGUCACUUUCAUCGACCCUACCUCUGCUGCUUCAUUCUUCGCUCUUUCCAACAUCCAAGGUCUGAUGAUCCACAACAGACGUUUGAAGAUCGGUUGGGGUAAGCACUCUGGAGCUCUCCCUCCUGCCAUUGCUCUUGCAGUCAGUGGUGGUGCCUCGCGUAACGUAUACGUUGGCAACCUCGACGAGACCUGGACCGAGGAGCGUCUUCGCCAGGACUUUUCCGAAUAUGGUGAAAUCGAGUUGGUCAACACCUUGCGUGAGAAGAGCUGUGCUUUCGUGAACUUCACAAACAUUGCCAACGCCAUCAAGGCCAUUGAGGCUGUCCGCAGCAAGGACGAGUACAAGCGAUUCAAGGUCAACUUCGGCAAGGAUCGUUGUGGAAAUGCUCCUCGUCAAGUCGUCGCAAACGGCCAGGGACAAUCUCAGCAAGAAGGCACACAAUCGCCCAGCCCUGUGAGUGGCAUGCGCGGCCAGAACUCCAUCUCCCCCAGCGCUGGCGCAUCGAACAACUACAACCCUCUUCAGGGACCCACCGCUUCGACUAUUCUCAACGCUGGAGCCAACAACCCUCUGGCAAUGUACCUCGCCGCUGCCUCGCAAGUGCAGUCUCAACCCUCAUCUUCGCCCAACGAUAUUAGCCCUCAGUUCGCACAGAUGAGCCUGUCACAGCCGCAACAACAGCAACAGCAGCAGCAGCAACCACAGAUGACCACCCAGCAAGCCUUCUACAGCGGAGACUCCAACAUGCCUACGCGAUCUACCGCUCUUGAAGCGCCCUCGCACUUUGGUCACCACGCCACUCACUCCGUCAACUUGAGCAAUGGACUCUCGAACGGCUUUGGUGGUGGCAACGUUGGUGGUAACGGUAUGCAGUCUAGCCAGAACAGCGCUUCAAGAAGCCAACACUCUCGCACUGUUAGUCUGCCUGUCUUUUCGCAGCCUCAACCUCAGCAUACCCAUCAACAGACCUUUGCCGGACUUGGCGCAGGACUCGGUGGCUUUGGCAACAACAACUCUUACGGCUUGGCCAUUUCCGCUGACCGCGGUCUGCCUGGCUGGGAAGAGGAAGAGCCUGUCAACUAA